CGGAAUCGCCCGAUCGAAACUCUCAGUUGCAAUGCUACCGACCGGUCUAACUUGUUCCGCAGUAAUGGAUAUUGCACUUGCAAGAACACUGCAUAUCUAGCCACUAUAAAUACGUAUCGUAAUCGCAUCUGGGAUUUCAUUCAUUCAGUGCUUUGCAACAACUUGAACUAGAAUGAUCAGAGCCACUAAGUGCCUGUGGGUGAUCGUAUUCCUUGUAUUGUUUAUCCACCGGAACCGUGCGGCCACGAACGUGCUCUAUGAGUUUCACAUUCGCGAGGCCUCCAGAGAGCGGGAGGAGAAGGGAGUGCUCAAGGACGCCUCCGAAGAUUCACGCGCGGAACCCGAACUGAUCGUCACUGGCAAACGCACCUCCGGAGUGGUCCUGCCCUUCAAUAAUAUCAGCUAUGUGUACAUGGAAACGGCCACCUAUGUGGCGGAUAACAGCGGCUACCAUGUCAAGUACAACUUCACUUUGGAGCCCCUCGAAGGAGGACCCCGUCUCAACGGGCAAACCCUCAAGUCCACCGUCGGUUGAGGCGAUUCACCAAGUAUUCCCCCAGAGACUUAGAAGUAGCUGUAGCAAAUACUGCAUUAUUUAUUAGAACUCACUGUCUCAGUGCAGGCUGAAAGUGUCCAGUUCCCCCAGCAAACAAUAAACGGAAACUUUGAAAAGCAA
This is a messenger RNA of Drosophila kikkawai, 676 nucleotides long. RefSeq lists its product as uncharacterized. The record is from RefSeq and is a predicted model, not a curated record. Lineage: Eukaryota; Metazoa; Arthropoda; Insecta; Diptera; Drosophilidae.